AUGUCUCGAGGACAUGGAAAGCCAACCGAAAUAACUCCCCUGGAGAUCCAUAUUAAUAAGCUGUUAGAGAAUGUGCGAACUGACCAACAAUAUCAACACAUAUCAUUAGAAUUGUUCACGGAAUGGGUUAUUGAUUUUUGCAAUGAACAAGACACCGAAUACGGCGAUUGGGGCAAUGAAGAACUAUUCGGAGAAUAUGUCGAUGAUCAAUUAGCACGUCUCAAUAGAGUGACAGCGACAGAUGUCGGAAAUGUUCGUUUGUUUCCGAAUGAGAUCGACUUCCUUCUGGCUCAAGAAUUGGUCAAACUGAUCGGCGUAGAUGCAGGAUCUCCAGCGUGGGAUUUGGCCAACGCCUUGGCUUCCAUUCGACAACCUAAGGUUCGACAAACUAGAAGAAGAAGAAGAACGGCCCCACACCGAGCUGCCAACUUGCGUGUACCAACGCAACCUCUAGUGACACCGACCCCAGUUGCGCCUUUGGUUAUACUCGCGAGGCCCCCAAUCCCCCACCAAGAAGCUCCCAUUCUUCGAGGAAUGCUCACUCAGGGAGCUCCUGCUCCAGGAACGGUUCUCUUCGUUCCUGCAGCAUCUACAUCGCAGCCCGGCCCAUCAGCCCCAGGUCAACAUUCUCCAGGAACGGUCCUCGUUGGUGCAGCAUGGAGAUCUCAGCCGGGCCCAUCAGCCCCAGCUCAACCUGCACCGGCUCGCCGUGGUCGAGCUCAAAAACUAGACGCAGUUGUGGACCGAAUUUCCUCUCGACUCGUUCCAGCCGCUGAUAGAACUUUCACAGCUCCUGAAGCUCCAGCCGCUCUUCCAGAUGCUGUUGCUCCAGAAGUUCCAAUCAAGGAAGAAGAGCCAGAAGAUGUUCCAGCAUCGCUUGAACCAGAAGCUCCAGCCGCUCUUCCAGAGCCUCUUCCUCUACAAGCUCCAAUUAAAGAAGAAGCUCCAGCCGCUCUUCCAGAGGCUCUUCUUCUACAAGCUCCAAUUAAAGAAGAAGAACCAGAGGCUUUUCUUCUACAAGCUCAAAUUAAAGAAGAACCAGAGACUCUUCCAGAUUUUCUAGAGGAUCCAAAUGCUGAUCUAGAACCCCUUGAGCCUGAUGAACUAGCCGCUCUUCGAGAGGAUGCAUAUGCUGAUCUACUUCCCUAUGACCCAGAAGAAUUUGCGGCUCUCCCAGAGGAUCAUGCUCCUGAAGCGAUCGCUGCUCCAGAGGCAGAUGCUCCAAUAGAGGCAGAUGCUCCAGUUGUUCCAAUUCAAGAAGAGGAUUCGAUUCAAGCUGCGACAGCAGCUCGUGAACAAGAAGAAGAUUUUUCCGAGGAUUCGGAAGUUUUCGGUUCCAUGGUUUUUCGAAAUGAGGAUCACUAUAAAACGCCUGGAUGGGAACUUCCACCCGCGGAGGAUUCAGAAGACAAGCAGGAGGCGGCAAUUCAACCAUCGCAGACUCGCUCUUCAACUCCAGCAGCUCCUAUUCAAGGAGCUCUAGUCCAAGCACCAGCAGCAGCAGGACCAGCAGCUGCACCAGUAGCUGCACCAGCAACGCCAGAACCUGCAGCACCCGCCACACCAGCAGCCACUCCUCAAAGAAAAAGAGGUCGAAAGCCGAAGAGCUGGGCAGUUGCACCAACUCCAGCUACACCAGCCACACCAGCAGCCACACCUCAAAGAAAGAGAGGACGCAAACCGAAAAGCCAGGCUGCUGCACCAACGCCAGCAGCUCCUCCUGUGAAGCGGGGACGUCCCAAGAAGACAAAAGAGGAGGAAAGCGAGCUGCAGGAUUGCUUUGUAUGCCCCGGGUGCAAACUUCCGGCUGGUCUCACUGGCAAGAAGGAGUCGACGGACUAUCGGUGCGGGUGGUGCCUUUGCUGGUAUCAUGCAAAGCACACCACCUGGACCGAAUGGCCCAAGUACGAAGGGCAAUACUGGUGUGCGAAUUGCGACAAGCUUCCUGACGACGACGGGAGCCGAAAACUGAGAAAGAGGAAGGCUACCGAGCCGCCGCGCCGUUCUGCUCAAAUCAGAGGUUUCGACAACGUGAGUUACCUCAAAUAUUUGUGUGAAAGUAAUUUGAGUAUUCAGCUUUCGAAGUAUUCUACUAAGAGGAAGAAGGAAGUGGAGGAGGACGAUGAUGAAGAAGAAGUAAAGGUUACUCCAAAAAGAAGAAAGGAGUCAACGUCGCCAAUACUGCACAUGCUGGCUUUAAAAAACCAUCCUAGUUGUUCUACUGCAGAAGGAAGGAUGCUGAUGAUUGGAAACCAACAUCAAAUGGUCAAUGCGAAUGUUUUGUUCGUACCACCAUCACCAACUCCAGCGAUACUGGUCCCAGCUGUUGGCUCUAUUCCCUCCGUGGAAGCCCCUCUCCCCCACCAAGAAGCACUUUCACUUUCGGGGAUGCUUACUCAGGGAACUCCAGCUCAACCGGCUCCAGGAGAUGCAGCGCUUGUUCUUCCAGCAAUCACAGCUCGUUCUCGUCCAGCAACUGCUAUUCCACGCGUCGCAGCUUGCCAUGGUCGACGUCAAAACCUUCAAGCAAUUCUAGAUCGGCUUUCUGCUCGACUCGCUGCAGCCGCUGUUCAAAAGCCUAUUGUUUUAGGAGCUCAAUAUGUUGCUCCAGUUGCCCUUAACCCAGAAGCUUCUGCCGAGGUUCCAAAGGGUCUUUCUCCAGAAGCUCCAGCCGCUGUUCAGAAGCCUUUUUCUCCAAAAGCUCCAUCUGCUGAUCCAGCUCCCUUCGAGCCAGAAGCUACUGCCGCAGCUCCAGUCAGAGAAGAAGCGCCAAAGGCUGUUCCUGAUCCUCUUGCGCCAAAGGGUUUUAUUCAAGCUGCAGCAUCUCCAGUAAGAACUUUGGAGAACGAAAUUAAACAGCGUGAGCGAGAAGUCAAAUUUUCGGAGGAUACAGGAGUUUUUGAGCCAGAAGUAACUGUUGAGCAGGAGGAGACAAUUCAACCAUCGGACACUCGCUCUCCAUCUCCGGAAAUUUCGGUUCAAGAAGAUUCUGUCCAUGAAAGAGAGCGAACGCCGGUUCUUCGUCCAGCAGAAGCACCAGAAACACCAGCAAAACCAGCAGGACCGGAAGGACCAGUAGGAACAGCAGGGCCAGCAGGACCAGCAGGACCAGUAGGACCAGUAGGAUCAGCAGAACCAACAGGACCAGCAGGACCAACUGGACCAGCAUCACCAGCAGCUGCACCAGCAACACCAUCAAAAUCAGCAGGACCAGUAGGAGCAGCAGGAAAGGCAGGACAAACAUCACCAGCAGCUGCACCAGCAACACCAUCAAAAUCAGCAGGACCAAUAAGAACAGCAGGGCCUGUAGGAACAACAGGACCAACAGGACCAGCAUCACCAGCAGCUGAACCAGCAACACCAGCAGGAUCAGAAUCACUAGCAGCUGCACCAGAAACACCAGCAGAACCAAGCACACAAGCAGCACCUGCAGCACAAGCAACGCUAGCAGCCCCAGCCGCACCAGCCACACCAGCAGUCACUCCUCAGAGAAAGAGCGGACGCAAGCCGCAGACCAAGAGAGCUGCAUCAACUCCAGCUGCUUCUGCUGUGAAGCGCGGACGUCAAAAUAAGGAGGCGAAAAUAGAGGAGGAAAGUGAAUUGCAAGACUGCUUUGUAUGCCCCGGUUGCAAACUCCCGGCUAGUCUCACUGGCAAGAAGAAGUCGACGGACUAUCGGUGCGGGUGGUGUCUUUGCUGGUAUCAUGCAAAGCACACCACCUGGACCGAAUUCCCCGGGUUCAAGGAUAAUUAUUGGUGCGCAAAUUGUGACAAGCUUCCAGACGACGACGGUAGCCGGAAACAACGGAAGAGAAAGGACACCGAGCCGAAGCGCCGUUCUGCUCAAAUUAGAGCUUUUGAUAAAUUGUCGAGAUAUUCUACUGUCAGCCGGAAGAAGACCAGGGACGACGAUGAAGAAGAGGAGUCCACUCCAAAGAGAAGAAAGACCACUGCCACCCCCAAGAGAAGCCAACGGCGUCAAUAA
Molecule: messenger RNA, 3984 nt
Organism: Caenorhabditis briggsae
Lineage: Eukaryota; Metazoa; Nematoda; Chromadorea; Rhabditida; Rhabditidae
Exons: 25
Coding region: 1-3984 (1327 amino acids)
Source: RefSeq, a predicted model, not a curated record